AUGGGUAGAACUGACGACAACGAGACAUUGCGUCGACGUGGACGCGCUCGGCCUCGUCCACGUACACCCAAUUCCAUUGCAAGUAUGUACGCGCCUGCAGAUUCAGUUGAUAGUAACAACAACCACAGCAAUACUAGCAGCCAUCAAACGUCAUCGAAGAUGAAAAUGGCAUCGCUCAUGGCUGUCGUGGACGAUGCUGACGAGAGCAAGAGCAUGCGAGUGAAGGUCGAUGAGAAUGAUGGCUGGGUAUCUAGAAACGUACCAAUUAGCAUCAGUAGUCUCACUACAAGCAAUGAAUCAAUGGACGAGCACAUUACAGCAACAUCUGCAGCCUCAUCGCUGUUUCAGAACGAGAUGCCGACGAUUAUUCAAAGCUUUAGUGAAGAAAGACGACGUGAAAGCACUUCUGCACGGUCUAAAGUCAAUCGAGAGAGUAAGAAUGGAGCUGUUCAUGGUGAUGGGACUCCAACAGCUACUCGUUCCGUGUAUGACUUUUACUUCCCAUCUGAAAAAAUGGAAGCAAGUGGAGGGUCUUCUAGUGCUGGGAAUCGAUCGUUAAAGAGGAAAAGACGAAGCGGACGACGAUCAGAUGAUUUGGCGGCAAAGGAGCUGGAUCUAUUGAGAUUUGGAGUCGAUGCAGCUAAGCUUGUGCCGCAAGGACUUGUCGACCGCGUGGACGUUCAUAUGAGCCACGCGGUGCUGGUCAAAGUCGUGAAUAGCCACAUUACUAAUUGGUGCAAUCGUUCGGGCUUUGCUCCGAACUUCUUGCAAGAAAUUACGACGCUAUUGGCAGCGUACUAUCCUUGUAAUUACUCGACACUGUUAGAUGAAGUACUGGCGGGAUUCUUGCUCAAAAAACCGGAGUUUGUGGGCUUGUUACUGCCUGCAAUGCUUGAGAAAAUGGGCAAAGCCGGCGACUCUGUCUCGACGACCAAGUAUCCGGUUGUAGACGCCUUGGUGCGUAUGUGCGGCGUGAGAAUGGGACCAAACGGGAGGGAUUGUCAUGAUUUAGUGUGCUGGUCGUUGUUGCGCUGUCUACUAGAGCACAAUGGUGAUAAGUUUGUCCUCAGUCCGUGGAUCGCAGCGUGUGCAAUCGAGUCUAGUGAUAGUGUCCUACACAACUUGUGGAGAGCACUGCUGUAUCGUACGUUAAGUGGUGAAGAGAAAGUAUCGCAAGAUGAGGAUGACCACGACUGGCAAAUCGGAGACUCAGCGCAGCAGAUCGCGGAGCUACUGGCGGAAGAAGGCAAGCUGCGCAUGUGUCGGAUUACGUGUGGAUUUGUAAAGCUACUCUUAGCCGACGACGACUUGAAGAAGCAGCUCGUGAAUUCACGGUCUUAUCUGAUCCCGGACUGCCUAGAGCGGGCGUUCAAAUAUGCUAGUCCAAGUUGGAGCUCGUCGUUAAUGACAGAGUGGCUAGAACGGCGACGGAAGCAGCAACCAGAUGGAGAAGAUGUUGCUGGGUUAUUUACAGAGUUGGUAGACUUCUUGGUUUGCUCCACAUCGAAGUUGAGUGUGAAAAAGCCGGAAUGGUUUGUCAAACACAUUUUGAGCUUCGUCCUGUCUUCUCAACUUCAUGUAGCAGAGCAGGAAUCGGCACUGCGCGCAAUCCUCUAUAACUACAUGCCCUUCGUGCUUGGUGGAGUCGACUAUCAGUGGCUAGAACAAAUGAGCACACAGAACGGUUUUCGUGAAUCAACGAUUGCCACUACUAGCGUGCCAACAGAAGGUCUCGAUGGAGUGAGAAGCCAGUCUGUCCAUUUUGUGCGAAGCAAGAUAGAGCUUCUUGUUGGCCUCCUGGUAGCUGUCAGUGCUCGUACAAGUGCUUUAUUCCUCGACAUUUGGUCUGAAGUGUGGGCAGAUAAACGGACAACACUUCCCUGGGAGUACGUUCACGCGCUUCUUUGCGUGUCCAUCCAAGAUAUAGCUGAGGACCAAAGUGUACUUGUCCAGAAGCUUCAGAGCUUUACGACUCGAGUUUGCCGGUCUUACUAUCGGCGCCUGAGUUGCCAUCUUAGCAAGGAGGAUACGUAUAGCGAAGUUGCCAUGAAGUUCUCGGAGGCAUUAAACCUGCUACUUCCAUCUACGCGCCCGGUCGCAGGUAUUCUGCUGCAAGAAGUUUUGGGAGCCCUCGUGCGCUUCGAGGAGAAUCACUUUUCCGUAGCGUCCGCAAUUUUCGGCAAUGCCAUCAUACUACACCUUGGAAGUUGUGAUGACGGUGACGUGGAUAUCAGCGUCAAGCGAAGCGUUGUACAAAAGUCGCAUGUAGAAUAUGGCCGAUUUUCCAAUCCUCUUACCUUAUCCAACUCAACAAUCGUGACCGUUCACAUAAUGACGAUGCUCAAGACACUGGCUUCGACGAAGAAUGAAACGGGAGAGUUUACUAGGCGUGUGCUUUCAACAGGACGUGUGGUGCGGCUGUUAUCAGGCUUGCUGAAUUUUGGUCGUCGAAGUCGGAGACAGGCGAUGCUUUUGGACGUUAUGGAUGCUGUGGUCAUGAGCAACACGUCGGAAAUACUAAACAGAGACUGGGCUCGCCAGAAUGUUGUUCAGGAGCUCGUGCAUUGCGCGUACACGGGCCCGUCCAGCUCAGCAAACAGAGCGAUCACGGUGGUACAAAACAUCUUCCGGCACACCACAAGCGACGUCCAGGCCUUGUUAUGGGUAGUUCUUCAGCAGUGUACAAAGCUUUGCUGUGGACGCGGGAAGAUUACGUAUCGUGAUACGCCAGCCUGUUCGCCUGAUUACUAUCAGGGAAGAGCUGAUGCUUUCGCGGAGCUAGUGAAGGCUAUGGUGGUCACAGUACCCAAUAACCUUUUGCGUGAUGUGCUGCGUUUCAUGGAACAAAAAAUCGCUUCGUGCUCAGUAGGAAAGACGCGGAUGAACUUGUUUCUACUGCUACUACUCCGGAAGCUUGUCGUCUGUGAGCUUCCGUGUGGUGUGCUUCUACCAGUUGUGCAACUAGCUGUUUGCCCGCUGGCACCCACAGACCUGGAUCAAACUCGCUUGAUACAGCUGCAGUUGCUAAAGGCAUUGUGCACCCGUCUGAUAGCUAUUCGUCAUCGUUCGGUGGCGUCAAAGGUGUUCAGUAUAGACGCCGACUGGAAGGGAUACGAGGAUCUGGUAUGCAACGAUCGAUUACAAUCAGACUUGCGAUCGAUGGUGAAGGUGACACCGCUACCUGUUGGCGGCGUGUCUUUUCAGGUGGAACGCACUACAUGUAAUCGUGCCUUUGAAGUGUUGGCUCAGGGUAUUUUGGCUUUUACUCGCCAGUUGAAACACCAAAGCACCGUAGAUGAAGACGGAGCUCGAAGGAAAAUACUGAAGAGAAGCAGAUUGAAAUGA
Messenger RNA from Peronospora farinosa, 3345 nucleotides. The record is from the annotation of a GenBank genome assembly. Lineage: Eukaryota; Oomycota; Peronosporomycetes; Peronosporales; Peronosporaceae.